CUGGGAGACACAAAAAAAUGCGCAUCGUUGUUGUCGCCCUUCUAUUGGCAACAGUGGUGUGCGGAGCUCCGGACCAAGGCACGUAUGUGGCGGUCAAUUCGUACGGACUGACGCCGGCGUCUGUACUGGACACGGUUGGCGGGCGAGUGGUGACGGUCUCGGCCUCGGGCGACAAUCAGUUGUGGCUGGAGGGCCGUUCUGCAGCCGACGGAUCUCCGUCGAUGGCAUUCUCGGUGUGCACCGGAGCGGGGUGCGGCCGCAAUCCUGCGGCGGUGUUCCACGCUGCUGGCGCCAACUCGGGCACGCUGGUGGCGUACACGGCUGCGGACGGGACGCUUGCCCUCGUGUUCUGCGAGCAUGGACUCGCUACGUGCGUGGAUCGGACCAGCAACCUACCUUCGCUGGCGGGCGACUCGGGGUUGGAGCCGUCGAUUGCACUGGAUGCUGCUAGUGGCCUUGUGGUUAUUGUGACGCGCGAUAGUGCGAGCGGCUCACGGCUGCGGGCGUUCCGGUGCCCGGCGCUGGGAACGACGGCGUGCAGCUCUGCCAUUGUGGACGCGGGCGCGCCACCCGACUCUGGCUUGACGCCCUCGCUUGUGCUGGACCCGAGCGGGAGCCGCGGACUCGCGUUCACCCGUGAUGCUGUUGUCAACAACACGUUGCGGGUUUGGACGUUUAAUGUGAGCGACUCGCUGGCAGUCGCGGGCUCGAUUUCGAGCCUCAACGUGCCAUGCGGAUGCGACUCGUUGCCGAUGGCCGAGGAUGGAGGCACCGGGCUGGCGGCUGACUUGUCCUGCGUGGACGGGUGCGGCGCGUUCUACUCGGGCUUUCUGCCGUCUGCUAUUGUCAUUCCAGGCUCCUCGCCGGUCAGAUAUGGUGUGAUGACACAGGCACGUGGGGUGGCAGCUGGUGGGCUUGUACGGUCGCGGGCUCGUGUGCCGUCGUCGGCCGAGCACGUGCUGGUCUACCAUGUGUUUGAGGAGCUGAGCAGCGGCGAGCUCGGGUACCCUGCUGGUGCGCCGGUGUUCUUUACCAACCCGUCGUCAACCAACGUGGCGCCACCAUCACUUGUGGCGCUGCCUCAAGUCGAUCAGCGACUGGUGGCGGUGGCGUCUGUGAGCUCGGGCGGGCGGUUCUCCCUCCAUGCGUGGCGGUUUCGGUAUGACGGGAGCGAUAUGGCCGAGCUGGCUAUCAAUGCCGGGCUUGGCAACUCGGUUGAGCACGACCCGCACUCGAGGUCGGUUGUGUUCGACCCUGUGAGCUACAAUUUGCUCUCGGCCGCGACAGAUGUGCUCGGCUCGUCGUUGGGUCUCUUUGUGCAGCCAAUGGAGGAUACACCAGAGCCGAUCGAUGCCGCGUCUGUGCUGGCGGCCGACGCUACGUCGGUGACGGUGGGCUGGGCGCCGCCAACGCGGUACAACGUGCCAGUUGUGCGGUACGAGGUGCAGAUUCCGGAUCAUGGUGGCACGAUGUCGGACACGUCACCGAUGUACGUUGUGCUACCGGGCGCAGGCGAGUCGGGCUCGUACUUGGCCUCCAAUCGGACGUCGUUUACCGAGUACUCGUUCAGGGUUCUUGUGGAUCCGCCGAGCUCGGUGCUCUCGAUCGGUACGCCAAAUGACUUCCGGAGCACACUCGUGCUCUCUGCCGACACCGAGUUCUCGAUCUCGAUCCGUGCAGUCAACUCGAACGGGACGGCGCCCUGGUCGGAGCCGCUUGUGGUCUCGACAGACACAAUCAACAUCUCACCGCCGGAUGCACCGCCGCGGCCUUCGGCGAGCGAUGUGACGUCGUCGACGCUGCGGCUGGCGUGGAUUGCGCCUGCUGACAACAACCUGCCGAUCACUAUGUACAUCGUCCACCAGAUCUCGCCGGCGCGGGUGCUCAACACGACGACCACCUUUGCGUUUAUCGACGAGCUCCUGCCGAACCAGUUUUACCAGUUCCGGAUUCAGGCUGUGAAUGGAAACGGAACGUCGCCGUUCUCGCCGCUGCUGGAUGUCAAGACGGCGACGAUUAACGCGCCGCCCGAGGCGCCGGGCGGGUUGUACCUCGGGAGCGUUGCAACGUCGUCGUCGCUGGUCUCGCUGCGCUGGGACGUAUCGCCACCGAACGCAGCCGACCCGCCGUUUGCAUUUCAGAUUCUUGUCGAGCGACUGGCGUCACUUGUGGAUACUUCGGGCGAGGCCGCGAGUACCAUUGUAGAGGUUUUCCCACAGAAUCCGAACGACGCGGCGCAGCUGACGGCGGUGGUCACGGGCUUGCUCCCUGCGACGACGUACCGGUUCUCGGUUCGAUCGCGCAACACGAACGGGACGUCGGACUACGCAGCGACGAUGGUGACGGAGACGACGCUUGCGGACGUGCCAGAGGCGCCGCUGCCACCGCUCGUGGCGGGCAUUGCGUGGAACUCGGUCAACUUUACCAUUACCGCGCCGGCAGACAACGGCUCGCCCAUUUCGCGGAUUACAGUCUACCGCAAUGGGGAGUUUGUGCGUGCGCUCGAGGGCGCCGAGCUCGCUGCGCCGCAGCCGUACUUGUUUGUCGACUCUAGGCUUAUGCCGCUCUCGCUGUACGUGUACACAGUGUCGGCGUCGAAUGCGGUGGGUGAGUCACCGGUCUCGGCGGCGCUGUCUGUGCAGACAGGCGCGGAGCCGACGAUUGCGGCAGUGACACCACCACCGCCACCGCCGUCGAACACGCUGCUUGUAGCGUCGGCCGCUGGGCUCGGUGCCAUCCUUCUCUUGGUGGCCAUUCUUCUUGUGAUCCUCAUUGUGCGGCGGCAGAGGAAGCGCGCGCGGGCUGGGCCGCCGAUGCCGGACUUUACGCCGUUCCGGUUUGGCAAGUACGGGACGACGGCUGUGAAGCCUGCGGUGAGCCAGCGCGCAGGACUUGUCGAGUCUGUACUCCCGUUUCUGUUUGACCAUCCGACGAACGCGGUGCUCAAGGCUAUGCUUAUGUGCGUGGAUCCGGCCGACGCCGACGACUUUGCAAAGUCGCUCCUGGCUGUGGCGCUGGCCAAGGGGAAGGAGAAGGAAGUGAUUUUGGCGGCGUGCGCGCUCGAGGUGGAGAGGGCGGACUCGCUGGGUACCCUUUUCCGGGUCAACUCUGUGGCGACCAAGCUGAUGCAGGCGUACUCAAAGGCCGUAGGCCUCCCGUACAUGUGGGAGGCUGUGGGUCGGCACGUGGCGGUGUGGUACCACGAGAACCAUGCCGGCGAUGACGAGGAGGCCGGCGAGGCUGCUGCGCCGCAGGGUCUUUCGACGCGCAACAUGGAAAUCGACACGUCCAAGGUCGGUGCCGGCCAGGCCGAGACCAACAAGUACCUGCUGAUGGCGAUGUGCCAGCAGUUCUUUGAGUCGAUUGUGUCUACGGGCAAGUUUGUGCCGGUCGGCAUGCGGCGGAUCUGCCUGUACCUGCAAAAUGCAGUGUCGGCCAAGUUCCCGACGGUCGGCACAACGCCUACGAACUCGUAUCUCUUCCUCCGGUUCCUCAACCCUGCUAUUUCCGCGCCGGAAGCAUUUGGCGUCCUUCCCAACCCACCUAGCCGCGAGGAGCGGCGGCAACUCAUUUUGGUCACCAAGGUCCUACAGAACCUCGCGAAUGGCGUGCUGUUUGGCACCAAGGAGCGAUUCAUGGUGCAGCUCAACCCGUUCCUCAACACCAACAUGCCGCGACUCAACGACUACGUGCGUGAUGUGCUCAACAUCAAUGUGCCGUCGUUCGACCCGUUCCCGGCCGCCGAGGAGAUGCCGGCGUCGGUGCUUCCACUCUCGCUCGCCGUCCUCCACGGCUACCUCGCCCGAUUCCUCACCAAGCCCAAGUUCAAGGCUGUGCUCAAGGGCGCAACGCCAAUGGCCGGCUACGAGGUCCUGCCGGACAUCGAAUCGUCUUCGUCUUCAUCAUCGUCGUCUUAUUCGUCAUCAAACUCGUCGGGCGACGAGAACAAGACGGCUGCGUCUUUGCUCCCGCCGCCGGCUCCGUCGACCGGCACGACCGGCCUCCUCCCGCCGCCGCCGCCGCUCCUCGCGUCCGGCCCUGGCGCCGCGCCGCCUCCCACCGGCGCCGGUGUCGAGCUGGCUGCCCUCUCACCCAGCGCGGUCGUUCUCGACAUGCCCGGCGGCGAGGCCGGCGGCUCGGGCAGGGUGGCGGCGGCGCUUGCAUCGCGCCGCGGCUCGGGCUUUGAGGAGAUGUCGAUGGUCUCGUCCAUCGGCGGCGACGACACCAACGACUCGGCGCCGGUCAACCACGGCUCGAUGCUCUUCCGCCAGUUCAAGCUUGUCGUCCAGCAGCUCGGCAAUCCGCUCACCAAGUCGCAGCUGUUCCCGACCAAGUCCCGCAAGAAGUAGAGGGGGACAAGGAUGCGGAGGACAAACCUUCCUUUGGAUACCACACUCAUUUUUCACUGCAACUCUGCAACACUUUAUCACAUUUCUUUCACGCUGUAAAC
Molecule: messenger RNA, 4450 nt
Organism: Thecamonas trahens ATCC 50062
Lineage: Eukaryota; Apusomonadida; Apusomonadidae
Product: fibronectin type III domain-containing protein
Exons: 3
Coding region: 18-4349 (1443 amino acids)
Biological process (GO): regulation of GTPase activity
Molecular function (GO): protein binding
Source: RefSeq, a predicted model, not a curated record